AUGCUCAUCUCGGCUGCCUCAGUGCCCCCGGGAGCAGCUGGCCUGAGCCCGCAGGGGCCCCCCGCACCCCCGCCGCCCCUGUUCCCGAAGCCGGGCAAGGACAACCUGCGUCUUCAGAAACUUCUGAGAAAGGCAGCCCGGAAAAAGGUGGGGGGGGGCGGGCCCCUGGCUCCCCCCGUGGCCUUCCGCUCCUCCCUGUCCCCCGUGAGCGAGGCCAGCCAUGACCAAGAAACCACAGUGCCGUGCCCAGCCGAGGCCCCUCGCACGGUAGCCCCCCUGUCCCCCGCCCCCCGCGUCCCAGUCAUCCGCCGCGUGACGUCCCCCCUGCAGAGGUCCACGUUCUCCCUCAGCUUCGUCCAGCACAAGAGCCUGACCACUCACGUCACGGCCUCGGAGCCCCCACUCACAGCCCCGGCCCCAGAGCCCCCCUGGUCUCUCAGUGGUUUCUCCCACGUCUCAGCGCCCCCGGCGCAGGGCACCCACAUCAGCCAGGUGCACAUCCAACUGGAGCCCUCGCCAGGGGCGGGGACCCCUGAGCCUCCCCAGACAGCCCCAGACGGGGGCUCUGGGGGCCAGGACCCAGCCCCAGCCCCUUGCGCCCCUGGAGCCCAGCCCCUGAUCCCAGUGGCCCACAUCCGCCCGCUGCCUCCGGGUGCCCAGGCCGCCAGGCCCUGGCCGCAGGCGCCCCCUGUGCCUAGGCCACUCCCCGGCUUCCAGGCCUCGGGGCCCAGAGAGGCCAGCACCCGGGUCGUGGUGCCCAUAGCCCCUACCUGCCGCUCGCCAGGGCCCCCGCCUGACAGGCCAGCCCCCGCAGCUCCCAACGCUGAGCACCUGGAGGACACCCCCACCGCGGGCCCUGCCACAGAGGCUGAGCAGGUCCCCAGCCUCCGAGGGGCCUUGUCCCCCUCCUUGCCGUCAGACUCCCACCCUUGCCCUGUCCCCAAAGUUUCGCCCAAGCCCCGGCUUAGCGGGUGGACACGCCUCAAGAAGCAGCUGAUGCAGGAGGCAGAAGAGGCCCCGUUCCUGAGGCUGGAGCAGAACACCGAGCGAACGGAGCAGGAGAUGACAGCCCCCGCCGACCCGGCCCCCCGGCCCCCCGCCGACCCGGCCCCCCGGCCCCCCGCCUCCCGGGGCUCCAAGCUGUGGGAUGCAGUCCUAUACCGCAUGUCGGUGGCCGAGUCCCACAGUCGCCCAGCAGGGCCCAGGGAUGGCACCAGCACCCUGGCCGGCCUCGGCCGCCUGCCCUUUUUGUGCCGACCCCGCUUCAACGCCCGGAAGCUGCAGGAGGUGGCCACCCAGCCCCCCACAAUUCACUCAGUCCUGGAGCUGAACCCCCAGCCUAAGAACUUCAACCGCACAGCGGCUGGCUGGAGGCUCCGGUGA
Molecule: messenger RNA, 1383 nt
Organism: Molossus molossus (Pallas's mastiff bat)
Lineage: Eukaryota; Metazoa; Chordata; Mammalia; Chiroptera; Molossidae
Product: proline-rich protein 33-like
Exons: 1
Coding region: 1-1383 (460 amino acids)
Source: RefSeq, a predicted model, not a curated record